AUGAUAACGGAAGUUAAGGCAAUGGCUUCCCUCCCGGCCUUUUGUCCCUCAACGGCCAACCCCAAUCCCUUCCCGCGCUUUCCCCCUUCUUCCUCUUCUCUCUCUCCUUCCAUCCUCCUUCGUGGGCCCCACGGCUUCGGAUUACGUGGCGUUCGCGCUAACCUACGCACCCAUGCCAAGUGGGAGAAAUUCGAAGGGGCCGUAGAUGAGGGCGCCUUUUCAUCUUUGGAAGAAACUUCCCAAAAAUCCCCAAUUGAAGAAGAAGUAGAAGAAGAAGAAGACAGUGACUUACCUUCUGACUUGGAGGGUGCAGUCCUGCAAUCAAGUCGUGCAAGUGCUAUGUUUGUAUCCUCAGGUGGAAUGAGAGCUAUAGUAGAACUUUUAAUCCCACAGUUGCAGUUUCUUGAUGAUGAAGGUGCCCAAGGUGAGCUCUGGGAAUUGUCAAGGAUUUUCUUGGAGUCGCUUCAAGAAGAAACAGGAUUUCAGAGAGUGAGAGCCAUAUUCCCUGAUGCUGGAGCAGCUGCACUAUUGAAAUAUCGGUGGAAAGAUGCAACUUUUGGAUUUUCCAGUUUAAGCGACCGAAAGACUGUUGAGAAUGAAGAUGAGAUAGUGGUCAUGGUAGUUCCUGAUUAUCAGAUGCUAGAAUAUGUUGAACGAAUUGCGUCUCUUCUGUCAGAUGAUCCGCCCAGGCCACUCAUCAUGUGGAACCCACGUCUUAUCAGUGAAGAUGUAGGAGUUGGCUUCAAUGUCCGGAAGUUGCGUAAAUUCUUUUUAAGCACUUUCACAGUGGUUUAUUCAAUGAGACCAUUGCCAGCUGGUGCAGUUUUCAGAUGUUAUCCUGGAUUGUGGAAGGUGUUCUACGAUGAUAAAGACAGGCCAAAUCGAUAUUUGCUAGCCAAAGAACAACCUAGCCGUCCUGAUGCCGAAGAUAUUGAGAUUAUAUUUGGAGAUGUGGCUGACAAAUCAGAGAAGGGGCCUUCCUUGUUUGCGAGAGCAGCGGGCAUGUUUUCUUCUCUGAACCGGUUCAUGAAGGUCAUCUCGAAGUGAUUUUUCAUGUAUUUAUUAGCGCAUUGCGGUGGUGUAAGGCAUCCCCAUGUGUUUCUUAGUUCAUUUCAGUGGUAAUAUUCAUUGAUACAAUCUGAUAAAAGCAUCAAGGUCCAGGUUCUAUGCUUC
Magnolia sinica is the source of this 1173-nucleotide messenger RNA. RefSeq lists its product as uncharacterized. The coding region runs from base 1 to 1047 and encodes 348 amino acids. The record is from RefSeq and is a predicted model, not a curated record. Lineage: Eukaryota; Viridiplantae; Streptophyta; Magnoliopsida; Magnoliales; Magnoliaceae. The transcript is spliced from 9 exons.